This is a messenger RNA of Varanus komodoensis (Komodo dragon), 1100 nucleotides long. RefSeq names its product trans-L-3-hydroxyproline dehydratase (gene L3HYPDH). Gene Ontology annotation, molecular function: hydro-lyase activity. Bases 1 to 1008 code for a protein of 335 amino acids. The transcript has 5 exons. NCBI's taxonomy places the organism in Eukaryota, Metazoa, Chordata, Lepidosauria, Squamata, Varanidae. The record is from RefSeq and is a predicted model, not a curated record.
AUGCACGCGGGCGGGGAGCCGCUGCGCGUCGUGCCGCCGGGCGCGCUGGGCCCGCUGGAGCCGCCCGCGGGGCUGCCGCUGCUGGAGCGCCGCCGCCGCCUGCUGGCCGCGCCCGAGCUGGACGCCGUGCGGCGGCUGCUGAUGCACGAGCCGCGCGGGCACCGCGACAUGUACGGCGCGCUGCUGGGGCCCAGCGAGCUGCCCGGCGCCGCCGUCGGGGCGCUCUUCGUGCACCAGGAGGGCGCCAGCGCCAUGUGCGGCCACGCCGUGCUCUGCCUGGCGCGCUUCGCGCUCGACUCCGGGCUCUGCCCGCCGCCGGCCGCGCCCGGGGAGGCGGCCGUCACCAUCCACUGCCCGUGCGGGCCCGUCGCCGCCUUCGCCUCCUGGGACGGGCGGCGCAGCGGCAGCCGCGUCCGCUUCCACAGCGUGCCCGCCUUCGCCGCCGCCGUCGAUGUGCCCAUCGAUGUUCCUGGUUAUGGAAAAGUGGUUGUGGAUAUUGGAUAUGGUGGCACCUUCUAUGCGUUUCUUAGCGCUGACCAGCUGGGGCUUGAUGUUUGUUCUUCAAAGAUCAGGGAUCUGGUCGACGCGGCAUCUUCAGUAACUGAAGCCGUUAAGGCUCAGUUUAAAGUUCACCAUCCUGACAUUGAAGAUGUGGCCUUCAUUUAUGGGACUAUACUGACUGAUGGAAAAGAUGAAUUUAGUGAUGAACCAACAAGCAACAUAUGUGUGUUUGCGGAUGCACAGGUUGACCGAAGUCCUACGGGGUCGGGUGUGACGGCUCGCAUCGCCUUACAGUAUCAUAAAGGACAGAUUAAGCUGAACCAGACCAGGACCUUCCGAAGCAGCUCAACAGGCUCCUUGUUCACUGGGAAAGCAAUCAAGGAAACGAAGUGUGGUGACCAUGAUGCUGUUAUAGUAGAAGUCUCAGGAGAGUCCUUUUAUACUGGAACAUCAACCUUCACUUUUGAAGAGGAGGAUCCCCUAAAAUAUGGCUUCUUUCUCAAGUAACUGGUCUACAGUUCUCCUUCUGUCUUUCUGUUAACUCUGAUGAAAAAGAUGGAUGCUAUCUUUAUGUUUUUAAACCUGGGUAUACCACCUGA